AUGACUCCCAUGGUGGAGCAGAUCUGUAUCCAGCUUGGAUGGAAACCUCAGUACGGCCUCUUCGAUGUGUUGCCACUAGUCCUGCAGGUCAACGGGGAGGACCCAGACCUUUAUGAAAUCCCUCCACACCUGAUCCUGGAGGUUCCCAUGGAACACCCUCAGUAUAAGUGGUUCCAAGACCUUGGACUGAAGUGGUAUGCUGUGCCUGCGGUGUCCAACAUGCUGCUGGAGAUUGGUGGAAUUGAAUUCACCGCCUGUCCCUUUAAUGGCUGGUACAUGGGCACUGAGAUUGGUGUGAGGGAUUUCUGUGACUAUCAGCGUUAUAAUGUCUUGGAGGAAGUGGGUCACAGGAUGGGCCUGCAGACACACAAGCUGUCCUCACUGUGGAAGGACCAGGCCUUGGUGACCAUCAAUGUUGCAGUCAUAUACAGUUUCCAGAAGAACAGGGUGACCAUCACAGACCACCACUCUGCAGCCAAGUCCUUUAUGAAGCACAUGGAGACAGAGUUCCGGCUCCGCGGCGGCUGCCCUGCAGACUGGGCCUGGCUGGUUCCUCCCAUGUCUGGCUCCCUCACCCCCGUCUUCCACCAGGAGAUGGUCAACUACAUCCUCUCUCCCUUCUUCUAUUACCAGCCUGAUCCCUGGACUACCCAUGUCUUGAGAAAUGGGGAGAAGUGCCUGAGGAAGCAACAGAUCAGCUUCAAAGCGGUGGCCAGGGCGGCGCUCUUUUCUUCAACCCUUAUGAGCAGAGUGCUGGCGAACAGGGUGCGCUGCACUAUCCUGUACGCUACUGAAACAGGGAAAUCACAGACAUUGGCCCAGGGACUGAACUCCAUGCUAAACUGUGCCUUCAACUCCAGGCACUGUGAAUCAAUUGACAUGGAACAGGAGAUCCUUCUGAUUGUGGUAACAAGCACCUUUGGGAAUGGAGACUUCCCUGGAAAUGGAGAGAGUUUCAAGAAGCAGAUUUUCUCCUUGCAGAAUCUCAGGAACAAGUUAAGGUAA
This is a messenger RNA of Coregonus clupeaformis (lake whitefish), 1005 nucleotides long. RefSeq names its product nitric oxide synthase, inducible-like. The record is from RefSeq and is a predicted model, not a curated record. Lineage: Eukaryota; Metazoa; Chordata; Actinopteri; Salmoniformes; Salmonidae. Gene Ontology annotation, molecular function: FMN binding; nitric-oxide synthase activity. Gene Ontology annotation, biological process: nitric oxide biosynthetic process.